UAAAAUUUUCACAAAAGGUCAUGAUACUCAGAAUUGAAGCAGGUGAGAUCACUAGACAUAUGCAUGUUUGAGCACAAGCGCUGAAUGAUUUAGCAACGUGACUGCAGUGGAAUGGGAGAGAUGCAAAAUAGACAAACCCAGAGAGGUAAGAGAGCAGACCUCUUCAUGAGAGGCUGCCUAAUAAACUGAUUUGACACUGAAUUGCUGAGAAGGUAAUGCAAAUAGUUUUUUUCUCCAAGAACAAAGUAGUUCUUGGCCAAGCCGAUUUGAUUUGGACUGUAGGAACCUGCACAAACCACUUCACUAGCUAAGUCUUAGGUUUCCCAAAUGAAAAAGCAGGGACUGGAAAUGGCUUUUGAAGUCUCUUUCUUUUCUAAAAAUGUCAGGCUCCAAGACACCCAGGUGAAGUCUAAGAGUUGGUAAAAUAAGGAUUGUGGCUCGGCUGUGGCCUAAUGCAAACUUUCGCAACCCCAGGAUACUGAAAAAAACUGGAAGAAGAAUUGCGGAAUGGGGUGCCAGGCCGAAAGACCUUAACCUUUGCACUCAAGUUCCUCCCACACCGAGAAACCCAGGUCCCGACCGCAGGGCGCCCUGCUCACGGCGGGGUGUGGCGCCUGAGUCCGCCUCCUGAGUCGGCCUCCUGCGGCUUCCCGGAUUUGGCCCCGCCCCCGCCCUGGUCCCGCCUCCUGCCGCAGCCGACACAGACCCCGGUGACGGAAGUGACGCAAGGCGGAGGCUGGAGGGCCGCGCCGGGCCCGGCCCGCAGUAGCUCUGGGUAGGAGCCGGCGUCCGUCGGUAGCAGCAUGGCUCUCCUCUUUCUUCUGCCCCUUGUCAUGCAGAGUGUGAGCAGGGCUGAGAUGGGCACCGCGGAUCUGGGGCCGUCCUCAGUGCCUAUACCAACUAAUGUUACAAUUGAGUCCUAUAACAUGAACACCAUCGUAUAUUGGGAGUACCAGAUCAUGCCACAGGUCCCUGUUUUUACCGUAGAGGUAAAGAACUAUGGUGUUAAGAAUGCAGAAUGGAUUGAUGCCUGCAUCAGUAUUUCUCAUCAUUAUUGUAAUAUUUCUGAUCACGUUGGUGAUCCAUCAAAUUCUCUUUGGGUCAGAGUUAAAGCCAGGGUUGGACAAAAAGAAUCUGCCUAUGCAAAGUCAAAAGAAUUUGCUGUGUGCCGAGAUGGAAAAAUUGGACCACCUAAACUGGAUAUCAGAAAGGAGGAGAAGCAAAUCAUGAUUGACGUAUUUCACCCUUCAGUUUUUGUAAAUGGAGAAGAGCAGGAAGUCGAUUAUGAUCCAGAAACUACCUGUUACAUUAAGGUGUACAAUGUGUAUGUGAGAAUGAACGGAAGUGAGAUCCAGUAUAAAAUACUCACGCAGAAGGAAGAUGAUUGUGACGAGAUUCAGUGCCAGUUAGCGAUUCCAGUGUCCUCACUGAAUUCUCAGUACUGUGUUUCAGCAGAAGGAGUCUUACAUGUAUGGGGCGUUACAACUGAAAAGUCAAAAGAAGUUUGUAUUACCAUUUUCAAUAGCAGCAUAAAAGGUUCUCUUUGGAUUCCAGUUGUUGCUGCUUUACUACUCUUUCUAGUACUUAGCCUGGUAUUGAUCUGUUUUUAUAUUAAGAAGAUUAAUCCAUUGAAGGAAAAAAGCAUAAUAUUACCCAAGUCUUUGAUCUCUGUGGUAAGAAGUGCUACUUUAGAGACAAAACCUGAAUCAAAAUAUGUAUCACUCAUCACAUCAUACCAGCCAUUUUCCUUAGAAAAGGAGGUGGUCUGUGAAGAGCCGUUGUCUCCAGCAACAGUCCCAGGCAUGCAUACUGAAGACAAUCCAGGAAAAGUAGAGCAUACAGAAGAACUUUCUAGUAUAACAGAAGUGGUGACAACUGAAGAAAACAUUCCUGACAUGGCCCCGGGCAGCCAUCUGACUCCAGUAGAGAGAGAGAGUUCUUCACCUUUAAGUAGUAACCAGUCUGAACCCUGCAGCGUUCAGAACGCUUUAAACUCCUAUCACUCCAGAAAUUGUUCUGAUAGUGAUCACUCCAGAAAUGGUUUUGAUGCUGAUUCCAGCUGUCUGGAAUCACGUAACUCCUUAUCUGAUUCAGAAUUUCCCCCAAAUAAUAAAGGUGAAAUAAAAACAGAAGGACAAGAGCUCAUAACAGUAAUAAAAGCCCCCACCUCCUUUGGUUAUGAUAAACCGCAUGUGCUAGUGGAUCUACUUGUGGAUGAUGGCCGCAAAGAGUCCUUGAUUGGUUACAGACCAACAGAAGGUUCCAAAGAAUUUUCAUGAGAUCAGCUAAGAUGCACCAACUUUGAAGUCUCAUUUUCCUGGACAGUUUUCUGCUUUGAUUUCAUGAAAAGAUUAUGAUCUCAGAAAUUGUAUCUUAGUUGGUAUCAACCAAAGGGAGUGACUUAGUUUAGAUAAAAGUGUAAAGAGGAUGUGUGGCAUUUUCAAUUUUGGCCUGAAAACUACAAAGACUGGUUUUUUUUAAACCAAAAAAAGUAAUUUAUGACCCUUUACAUCCAGAUAGGUUAGCAGUAACAAGGAACAGUAUCCAGUACUCCUUGUUCCUAGGUGAGCAGGUGAUGCCCCAGGGACCUUUGUAGCCACUUCACUUUUUUUCUUUUCUCUGCCUUGAUAAUAGCAUAUGUUUUUGUAAGUUUUAUGCAUACAGUAAUUUUAAGUGGUUAAUUUCAGAAGAAAUUCUGCAAGCUUUUCAAAAUUGGACUUAAAAUCUAAUUCAAACUAAUAGAAUUAAUGGAAUGUAAAUAAAACAUGUAUAUAUUUUUUAUGAAACCUUAGAGUUAGAGAUUUUUAAAUAAAGAAUUUUAAAAC
Chlorocebus sabaeus (green monkey) is the source of this 2825-nucleotide messenger RNA. RefSeq names its product interferon gamma receptor 1 (gene IFNGR1). Gene Ontology annotation, cellular component: plasma membrane. The record is from RefSeq and is a predicted model, not a curated record. NCBI's taxonomy places the organism in Eukaryota, Metazoa, Chordata, Mammalia, Primates, Cercopithecidae. Gene Ontology annotation, molecular function: cytokine receptor activity; cytokine binding. Gene Ontology annotation, biological process: type II interferon-mediated signaling pathway.